Cylicostephanus goldi is the source of this 333-nucleotide messenger RNA. Lineage: Eukaryota; Metazoa; Nematoda; Chromadorea; Rhabditida; Strongylidae. The record is from the annotation of a GenBank genome assembly.
AUGAACGCCAGGCAACGCAAAUCAGUUGGAUAUUGGCUGUUUUUAUGCGCAGGUAUGUGCUAUGGUGCUGUUGCAAUCGGAGGAUUGACGAGAUUGACUGAAUCUGGCUUGAGCAUGGUCAAUUGGGAUCUCUUCCGAUCCAUGAGACCUCCUUUGACUCGAAAAGAAUGGGAAGAGGAAUUUGAACGCUACAAGCAGUACCCAGAGUAUAAAUAUAAGUGCUCUUCGGAGGACAUGACAAUGUCACAGUUCAAAUUCAUCUGGCAUAUGGAGUAUGGACAUCGAAUGUGGGGUCGCAUCACUGGUGUGGUAAGUUUCCCCAUUUUCCACUAG